Molecule: messenger RNA, 633 nt
Organism: Fusarium vanettenii 77-13-4
Lineage: Eukaryota; Fungi; Ascomycota; Sordariomycetes; Hypocreales; Nectriaceae
Exons: 3
Coding region: 1-633 (210 amino acids)
Source: RefSeq, a predicted model, not a curated record
AUGACAGAUUAUAGGAAAAAUGUGAUGACAAUCGUUUUGGGCACGGAGAAGGUGCCAACCUCUUCUCUUCUUGAUGCAAGGGUCUUCUACUCGACAGUCAAGGAGACGCUUCAUGUCACGCAUCACGUAACAGAAAAAGCAUCGCCAACCGCGGCCUCAGAGAUUGAAAAGCCAGACAACUCCUCAGAUCCGAACGUGGCCACCAUCGUCGGCCCCGUGGUCCCCUCAGUCGUGCUCCUCAUAAUCCUCGCGUUUCUCGGUCUCCGAUGGUACAAGAAGCGAGAAAAGAUAAAGGACCAAGAGGCCCAGAUCCAGCCCGACGAAGAAGCCAAGGUUGAUAAGGCUCAACUGCACUCGGACUGCGUGCCUCGGCCGACCUAUGAGCUCGAGGGCUCUAUGCCCAUCGUUAUAGACCCUACCUCUCCGGACGGGGCAGAGAUGGCUGCAAACGAGGUUGCUGCUCACGAGAUGCCGACAGACAAGAAGCUUAGGGAGAGAAGGACUGGCAAGAGCGAGGAGGGGCAGAUCAUGACGGAAGAAAGCAAGGCUGAAGAAGGGAAAAGCGAAGAGGAGAAGGAUGAUGAAAGCAAACCAGGGAAUGGGAGCAACGACGCAGCAGGCGCUUCCAAGUGA